Messenger RNA from Haliotis rubra (blacklip abalone), 3295 nucleotides. Its product is annotated as endoplasmic reticulum aminopeptidase 1-like. Gene Ontology annotation, biological process: proteolysis; peptide catabolic process. Gene Ontology annotation, molecular function: zinc ion binding; peptide binding; metalloaminopeptidase activity. The record is from RefSeq and is a predicted model, not a curated record. Lineage: Eukaryota; Metazoa; Mollusca; Gastropoda; Lepetellida; Haliotidae. Gene Ontology annotation, cellular component: cytoplasm.
CGGGACAGCUGUUACCAAUGCAAUCGUUGACGCAUCGUCGAAAGCGAGGGGCUCCUUCAACAGUAGACAUGGAGGAGAGAAGUCUAAUUGAUGAAGGAGACACCAUCCUCAACAAGAAGGCGGUUUAUGAGCCAUCUAGUUCACAACGCUGUCGCCAGCUGGUUUGUAGUAGAAGCUGGGCUGUCACUAUCCUCAUCGUCAUGGGCCUCUUCCUGGUCCUCAUCGCCAUCAUUGCCUCCUUCGCUCGACCACAAACUCUUCCCUGCACACCGACCAACACUGUCACAGAGGCGGUCACAACCCCUGCCCCUAAAGCACAAACAUACAUCGCAACAAACGGGAAGGAGUUUCCAUGGAAAGAUAUCCGACUUCCAAAAAGCAUCAUUCCUGAAUCCUAUGACAUUCUAAUGCAUCCAAACAUAUCCCAGUCUACUUUCAAGGGCAGAAUUAUCAUAAAAGUUCGAGCUACUUCUCCAGCAGACUUUGUAGUGUUUCAUAUCAAGGAGUUGAACGUCACCCACUUUGACGUGACAUCUCUGAAGGAUGGGGAGCCCAUACACACCACCGAGUAUCUGGAGUAUAAGCAGGGCCAGCAGUUCUACAUCAAGCUGGGACGGAGUCUGGAGGUGGAUGAGGAAGCGGAGGUCACAGUCAAGUUCGAGGCCUUGCUUGUCAAUAAGCUAGUCGGCUUUUAUAAAAGUUCUUACACGACGUCAACAGGUGAAACAAGGGAUAUCGCAACAACCCACUUUGAGCCGACAGAUGCUAGAGCAGCGUUCCCAUGCUUUGAUGAGCCGGAGCUGAAGGCGAACUUCACGCUGAACAUUGUGCGAGACAAACAGCACAUAUCACUGUUUAACAUGCCCUGAUGGAGUAAGAAGACGGAGCAAUAUGACAACACAGGUCUGCUACUAGACAACUACGACACCAGUGUGAAGAUGAGCACCUACCUUGUCGCCUUUGUUGUGUGUGACUUCGCUAACAUCUCUAAAACUACCUCUGAUGGAGUGAAGGUGAGCGUGUAUGCUCCGAGUGAGCUGAUCAGCCAAGCAAACUUUGCCCUGGACGGAGCUGUGUCGGUCCUAGAAUACUACAACUCCUUCUUUGGUGUCAAAUACCCUCUGCCCAAACAAGAUCUGAUAGCCAUUCCUGACUUUGCUGCUGGUGCCAUGGAGAACUGGGGGCUGAUCACAUACAGAAUGACAGCCAUUUUGUAUGACCCCAAUGUGUCGUCGCUAGGCAACAAGCAGUGGGUAGCAACAGUUGUUGCCCAUGAGUUAGCACAUCAGUGGUUUGGGAACCUGGUCACCAUGGAGUGGUGGGACGACCUAUGGCUGAAUGAGGGCUUCGCCAGCUACGUUGAGUACAUCGGUGCAGAUCAGAUCAACCCAGACUUCCAUAUGCAUGACCAGUUUGUGACAGAGGACCUCCUGUCAGCCAUGUACCUCGACAGCAUGAGCAACUCUCACGCCAUCCAUGUCCCCGUCGACAACCCUGAGGAGAUCAAUGAGAUUUUUGACAAAAUCUCGUACAGCAAGGGCGGGUCAGUGCUGCGCAUGUUGAGGAACAUCCUGGGACAGAGCAAGUUCAAGGCCGGACUCACUCACUACCUGACCAUCCACAAGUACAACAACGCUCGCACGGACGACCUCUGGGCAGCUCUCCAGGAUGCUAACCCGAACCUACACGUGGACAUCAAGGCCGUGAUGGACACAUGGACCAAACAGAUGGGGUACCCCGUGGUGACCGUGAAACAGACCGGGACUCUCCUCUCCCUCACACAGGACCGCUUCCUCCUCAACGCUGCUCACACUAACGAUGCCGUCCCUAGCUCUGAUUUCAAGUACAAGUGGUACAUCCCCCUCACUCUCGUCACCAGCGCCGACAACCAGACUCACCAACUCACCUGGAUGAACAUGACGUCAGCUGAGACGACGGUGCCCCCAAAUAUCAAGUGGAUUAAGGCCAACUCCGGCAUGAACGGCUUCUACCGCGUCAACUAUGAUGCAGCCAACUGGCAACACCUUAUCAAGCAGCUCAUGGACAAUCACAAGGUCUUCACGGCAGCUGACAGAGCAGGUCUUAUCGAUGACGCCUUCAGCCUGGCAAGGGCCGGUCUGGUGAGCCAGAAGGUUGCCUUGGACCUGACAUUGUACCUGGACAAGGAGGUGGAGUAUGUGCCGUGGAAGGCAGCGCUCGACAACCUGGCCUACAUCGAGGGCAGGAUCAUCUUCAAGGAAGUAUACACAAGUUUCAAGGCCUACAUGCUGAAACUGAUCAAGAACCGUCUGACAGCGCUGCAGUGGACCGAUAGUGGAUCUCACCUGGAGAUGUUCCUGCGAAGUAACAUUCUCAGCUGGGCAGUCCGACUUGGCCAUCAACCAUCCAUCGACAAGGGCAAGGAACUCUUCAAGCAGUGGGUGGAGGACCAUACAAGUAUUAGCCCUGACCUGAAGAAUGUGAUCUAUAUGACGGGCAUCAAGUACGGCACGGACAAGGACUGGAAGGCGUGCUGGAAGGUGUACGAGGAGACUAAUGUGCCAUCCGAGAAACAGAAGAUGUUGGUGGCCAUGUCAUACAGUACGGACACACGGCUGCUCAACCAGUACCUCGGCUUCAGCCUCAACAAGUCCAAGGUUCGGUCCCAGGACACCGAGAGGGUCAUCACGUCUAUUGCAGCCAACCCCAGCGGCAAGCUCUGGGCCUGGAGGUUUCUCCAGCAGAACUGGGAAACAUUCAGUGAAAGGUACAAGGAAGGUUCUUUUGGGAUGUCUCACCUCAUCAAGGGUGUUGCGUCUCACUUCAGUACACAGUUCGACUAUGACGAGGUACACAAUUUCUUCGCCAAGAGGGAUGCUGGGUCCGGAACCAGAGCUGUGAAACAGUCGCUGGAGAAAAUACAGAUGAACAUUGAUUGGCUGGAGAAAAAUGAAGCAGAGGUCACGGAUUGGCUGAAUCAGCAUUCAAGCUGAAGUUUGUAGAAAAGAUUGAGAGUCAAAAGUUUUAUCGAAAGUCUUACGUGAUAUGUUUUAAUCAUGUAAUUAAUAUCAAUCUUUGAAGCUUUAUUUCAAAGAGAUUUAUAUUUCUAAACAGGGGUGAGGGAUAAUCUGAUGGAUAAUGAACUCAAGCAUCAUGACCAGGCCUGGGUUCAGUACCACACAUGGUACAAUGUAAUGUAUGGUGUGUUCUGCCAUAAUGGGAUCUAAUUUUAACAAAAUAUGUGAUAAGGCCAGACCAAUUUUAUUUCUUGUUUUACAGAUUUUUGUCCUCAGAAAACCUAAAGCAGGAGGAAAAA